Molecule: messenger RNA, 691 nt
Organism: Dermacentor albipictus
Lineage: Eukaryota; Metazoa; Arthropoda; Arachnida; Ixodida; Ixodidae
Gene: Lamtor1
Product: Late endosomal/lysosomal adaptor, MAPK and MTOR activator 1
Biological process (GO): lysosome organization; positive regulation of TOR signaling; cholesterol homeostasis
Cellular component (GO): Ragulator complex; membrane raft; lysosome
Molecular function (GO): guanyl-nucleotide exchange factor activity; molecular adaptor activity
Source: RefSeq, a predicted model, not a curated record
UAUUGUCAUAUGACUGUGCGUGGGGUCAAAGAUGCUUGGUGUGGUGUAAAGUUUGUUUACUGUGUGUUGUGCGCUAUUUUGAUCCUACUUUUCACCAAUGGGCUGCUGCUUCAGCUGCAACGAAGACAAGCGCUCACAGGAUGAACCCAGCGAGAAUUCUCGACUGCUAGCAAACCCGGUAGGCAAUGCAUCACAGCACUCUUUCCAUGACAGUUACGGUGGCACGCAAAGUGGUUCGGCACAACUUGCCAAAGGGGAUGACCAGAAUGCUCUCAACAGGAUCAUUCAUCAGACGGCGGCGAACGUGAUCGACGUCUCUGCCCUAGACUCUCAGCUGGAGCAGCAUGAGUAUCUCAAUCGGGGCCGGCAGUACGCACAACGCGUCUCCGUGCUCGCACUGCCUGCGGUCGGGCUUCCGUGCUUGCUUGGAGGAAGCAGUGCUCCACAGGAGGUUCUCUGUCGUCCUCCUGUGGCACCGCUCCAGUUGCAGAAGAUGGAUGCCCUGAUGGAGAAAGUCCAACAGGUACUAGCCGAUGUCCAAGUUGAGCACAAGGAGGACUUGGUAGUCCAACUCUGCAGUCCGCCGUAGCAGUCCACCGUAGCCAUGUCCAGCGCGGGGCACCUCCUCUGGCCUACUUGAACUGUAUUCUUGUACAUAUGCUGCCAUAAAAUGCCUUCACAUACGUGGUCA